Molecule: messenger RNA, 1524 nt
Organism: Penicillium pulvis
Lineage: Eukaryota; Fungi; Ascomycota; Eurotiomycetes; Eurotiales; Aspergillaceae
Product: putative NAD+ kinase
Exons: 4
Coding region: 1-1524 (507 amino acids)
Biological process (GO): NAD+ metabolic process; NADP+ biosynthetic process
Molecular function (GO): NAD+ kinase activity
Source: RefSeq, a predicted model, not a curated record
AUGGACCACGAUGACCGAGGUGCAUCUUCGGCCGCCGUGGACGAGAGCCACGGAGGGGCCAGUGAUACGGAGCCGCAGAACCAGCUGGAGGUCGUCUUCUACCCCGAUUCCAGCCACCGCCGCAAAUCUUCCCUAGUGACCAUGGAGAAACCCCGAAUGAGACACCACGAUCCACAGGACAGGACGACAGCUUGUUAUGUGCAUUCACUCAUCGCGGGCGAAUGGGCAGCGCCCUUACCCAAAGCUUUUGAUAGGCAAGAUGUGAUCAAUGCUGUGACCGAAAAUGAACCUGCCGUCGAUGCGAAGGCCCUUGGCGAUGAUAAUGUCGUCUCCAUUGUCGAUAGCGAUAACAAAACGCUCAAGGUCGAACCCACAGUAAUCCAAUCCCGACAUCUGACAAAGCGCCAGCUAUCCGACAUGGCUUGGAACGUGCGGAAGCUCUCGAAGAAGCUAGGAAGCAUCAAACUCAAACUGACGGUGAAGAACGUCUUCAUCGUGAGCAAGACACAUGAUGAGUCUUUAGUGAGCUUAACUAGGAAGGUGACUCGCUGGCUACUCUCUAAGGAUCGUGAUGCGCCGUACAAUGUCUACGUGGAACGCCGCAUGGAAACCCAUCCGGACUUUGGGACGUUGCAGUUACUGCAGGAUGAACCAACAGCCCAGGGUCGGCUCAAGUUCUGGGAUCCUAAGCUCGCACAGGAACAGCCCCACCUUUUUGAUUUUGUGAUCACCCUCGGUGGGGAUGGCACAGUUCUCUAUACUAGCUGGCUAUUCCAGCGUAUUGUCCCGCCUGUUCUGUCAUUUGCGCUUGGGUCAUUGGGUUUCUUGACAAACUUUGACUUUGCUGAUCAUAAAAAGAUUCUGGAAAACGCCUUUCGAGAUGGUGUGGUUGUCAGUCUUCGGUUGCGAUUUGAGUGUACGAUUAUGAGAAGCAAGGCGCGGCUGAAAGAUCCGCAUAGUCGCACUUUGACGAGUCGCGACUUGGUGGAGGAGUUGAUUGGCGAGGAAGGGGAAGAUACAUUGACCCAUACUCCGGAUCGAGUAUACGAGAUUCUGAAUGAUGUUGUCCUGGACCGUGGACCCAAUCCAACCAUGUCAUCAAUCGAGCUAUUUGGCGACGACGAGCAUUUCACUACUCUGCUUGCCGAUGGAAUUUGCAUUGCCACACCGACGGGAUCGACAGCGUACAACCUCGCGGCUGGGGGAUCGCUCUCUCAUCCCGAGAAUCCGGUGAUCUUGGUAACGGCCAUUUGUGCCCAUACUCUCUCAUUCCGUCCGAUCAUCCUUCCCGAUACCAUCGUGUUGCGUAUGGGUGUUCCCUACGAUGCCCGGACUAGUUCAUGGGCCAGUUUCGAUGGUCGGGAGAGAGUAGAAUUACAUCCAGGCGACUAUGUUACAGUGUCGGCGUCGAGAUACCCGUUUGCCAAUGUCUUGCCUCAGGACCGACGGGGCGAAGACUGGGUGCACAGCAUUUCGAAAACGCUGAAUUGGAACUCUCGUACGAAACAGAAGAGUUUCAAAUAA